Molecule: messenger RNA, 552 nt
Organism: Bipolaris sorokiniana ND90Pr
Lineage: Eukaryota; Fungi; Ascomycota; Dothideomycetes; Pleosporales; Pleosporaceae
Exons: 3
Coding region: 1-552 (183 amino acids)
Source: RefSeq, a predicted model, not a curated record
AUGCUCGGACGCACCGUUUUUGCCGCGACUCUUUUCGCGCUUGCUCAAUUCGCUGUCGCUGCGCCCCCUGCCUGUCUUCUUGCGGCCGCCAGCCAAUACAGUGACCCGGCCACCAUCAAGAUGGUAUGCCAAUCCAAGGACUUGAAGUCCAUGGUUGCCACGAUUUGUCCCAACGAUGUGGACGCUGCGGUGGCGGCGCUUGCAGAUAUCUGCAAUGGCCAGAAUACCAAUGUUGUCGCCUCCGACGUAUCUUCUGCGACCGCCCCCAUGACUACGGGCUCAUCCCCUAAGCCUACCGGCACUGGAGCCUCUACUCUGGUCCCUAUGUACCCCACUAGCUCUGGCGGCCACAGCAACGGAAACGGCACCGCUCCCAUGUCGACUGGCAGUCACAACAGCGCAAAUGGUACCACUCCCAUCGCGACUGGUACUCCCAAGCCUGUUCCCAGCGCCACUGGCCCUGCUAGUGUUCCUAGUCCCAGCGGUGCCGCUGGCAAGGUCGAUCUCGGACUCGCAGCUGUUUUCGCCGGAUUUAUGGUUGCUGCUCUGUAA